Molecule: messenger RNA, 1116 nt
Organism: Perca fluviatilis (European perch)
Lineage: Eukaryota; Metazoa; Chordata; Actinopteri; Perciformes; Percidae
Exons: 2
Coding region: 65-979 (304 amino acids)
Source: RefSeq, a predicted model, not a curated record
UGUGUGUGCGUGUGUGUGUGUGAUUGUGUGUGUGUGUGUGUUGUCAUUGUGAAAGUGUGUGUGUAUGUGUGCUCCAGCUCUCUCAGCGUUAGCAUCUCCCUCCAGCUCUCUCAGGUCUUGGUUCCAGCAGGCCCAGGUACCGUUGGUUCCAGCAGGUCCAGGUACCAUUGGUUCCAGCAGGCCCAGGUACCGUUGGUUCCAGCAGGCCCAGGUACCAUUGGUUCCAGCAGGUCCAGGUACCAUUGGUUCCAGCAGGCCCAGGUACCGUUGGUUCCAGCAGGUCCAGGUACCAUUGGUUCCAGCAGGUCUUGGUUCCAGCAGGUCCAGGUACCAUUGGUUCCAGCAGGUCUUGGUUCCAGCAGGCCCAGGUACCGUUGGUUCCAGCAGGUCCAGGUACCAUUGGUUCCAGCAGGUCUUGGUUCCAGCAGGUCCAGGUACCAUUGGUUCCUGCAGGUCUUGGUUCCAGCAGGCCCAGGUACCGUUGGUUCCAGCAGGCCCAGGUACCGUUGGUUCCAGCAGGUCUUGGUUCCAGCAGGUCCAGGUACCGUUGGUUCCAGCAGGUCUUGGUUCCAGCAGGUCCAGGUACCAUUGGUUCCAGCAGGUCUUGGUUCCAGCAGGCCCAGGUACCAUUGGUUCCAGCAGGUCCAGGUACCGUUGGUUCCAGCAGGUCCAGGUACUGUUGGUUCCAGCAGGUCCAGGUACCAUUGGUUCCAGCAGGUCCAGGUACUGUUGGUUCCAGCAGGUCCAGGUACCGUUGGUUCCAGCAGGUCCAGGUACUGUUGGUUCCAGCAGGUCCAGGUACCGUUGGUUCCAGCAGGUCUUGGUUCCAGCAGGUCUUGGUUCCAGCAGGCCCAGGUACCAUUGGUUCCAGCAGGUCUUGGUUCCAGCAGGUCCAGGUACCGUUGGUUCCAGCAGGUCCAGGUACCGUUGGUUCCAGCAGGUCCAGGUACCGUUGCUCGUCUCAGAGGGAGGGUUUUAACCCAAACCACAAUUCUUUCUUUCUAAUCUGAACUACUGGCGUGGUGUUAUCUACGUCUUUCCCACCAGAAAGGUGUCUGCUGCUGCUGCUACUGCUGCUGCUGCUGCUGCUGCUGCUGCUACUACUACUACUACUAC